UUAAUUCAGGAAAAUCAAAUCAUCGUCUUCUUCCCUAAAUUCGAAAUCCCAUUCAAAACCCUAGAUGGACCUGCUGAAGGAAGAAAUCGCCAAGAAACGGCAGAGGCUCAAAGAAGACACCGGCGGCAAACGAUUCUUCAAGCGCUCCGAGAUCGAGCAGAAGCAAAUCCAGAAGCUUCGGGAGCAAGAGAAGCGCGAAUUAGAAGCCAAAGCCCAGCGCCAAGCCGCCGCCUCCAACACCGCCUCCGCAAACGACUCUUCCGCCGCUAAUUCGAAUUCCAAUUCCGCCGCAGCCUCUUCCUCCGCCAACGCAUCCUCCAAUGCCACCGCGUCGAAGUCUUUAACCGAUGAGCAGAACAUCGACAAUAUGAACCUUCCGAAACAGGAGGUCGUCCGCCGGCUCCGGUUCCUCAAGCAGCCGAUCACUCUCUUCGGCGAGGAUGAUGACGCCCGGCUCGACCGGCUUAAGUACGUGUUGAAGGCUGGUCUGUUCGAGGUCGACAGCGACAUGACGGAGGGGCAGACGAACGAUUUCCUUCGCGACAUUGCGGAGCUGAGGAAGCGGCAGAAGUCGGGGCUUGUGAGCAAGCGGCAGAAGACGGAGGUUGAUGGUGGCGUGGAAGAUGGUGAGGGCGGGGUCCGGGAAGACGAUUUGAGCGCAGAUGGGUGCUCGAGCGGCGUCGAUGCUGAUAAGGAUUUGAAGCGAAUGAAGACGAAUUUCGAGGAGCUGUGUGAUGAAGAUAAGAUCUUGGUGUUCUUCAAGAAGCUGUUGAAUGAAUGGAACCAGGAGCUGCGCGAGAUGCCGGAUGCGGAGAGGAGAACUGCUAAGGGGAAGUCCAUGGUUGCUACAUUCAAGCAAUGUGCCCGCUACUUGCAUCCUCUGUUCAAGUUCUGCAGGAAGAAGAUCCUUCAAGAUGAUAUUCGCAUAGCGUUGAUGGUGGUGGUUCGGUGCUGCAUGAAGCGAGACUACCUAGCUGCAAUGGAUCAGUACAUCAAGCUGGCUAUUGGGAACGCCCCGUGGCCAAUUGGUGUCACUAUGGUUGGUAUCCACGAACGUUCUGCCCGUGAGAAGAUUUACACCAACAGUGUGGCUCAUAUCAUGAAUGAUGAGACAACUCGGAAAUACUUGCAGUCAAUCAAGAGAUUGAUGACCUUUUGCCAACGACGCUACCCAGCCAUGCCUUCAAAAGCUGUGGAGUUCAACAGCUUGGCUAAUGGUAGCGACUUGCAGUCUCUGCUAGCAUCGGAGGAGAGGGCGGCCUCUAGCGGAAAUCAGGUUUUGGAGGAAAGGUUUCUGAUAAUGCCGGCUCCAUAGAAAAUCUAGUCAUGUAUAUAUUCGUGUGAAUUUUUUCAGUGCACAAUCAAACUGAAACUUUGUUAUGUAGUUAGCUCGCAUCUUUAAUUCAAUUGAAAUCGUUAAUCCAUAUUCAUCUGGAUUUAACA
Molecule: messenger RNA, 1443 nt
Organism: Malus domestica (apple)
Lineage: Eukaryota; Viridiplantae; Streptophyta; Magnoliopsida; Rosales; Rosaceae
Biological process (GO): generation of catalytic spliceosome for second transesterification step; RNA splicing
Cellular component (GO): U2-type post-spliceosomal complex; U5 snRNP; U4/U6 x U5 tri-snRNP complex
Source: RefSeq, a predicted model, not a curated record